Molecule: messenger RNA, 1851 nt
Organism: Apis laboriosa (Himalayan honeybee)
Lineage: Eukaryota; Metazoa; Arthropoda; Insecta; Hymenoptera; Apidae
Gene: peng
Product: pumilio homolog 3
Exons: 1
Coding region: 1-1851 (616 amino acids)
Biological process (GO): regulation of translation
Cellular component (GO): nucleolus
Molecular function (GO): mRNA binding
Source: RefSeq, a predicted model, not a curated record
AUGACAACACGAAAAUUGAAAAUUAAUAGCAAACCAAAAUUACAAAAAAAUAAAAGAAAAAUUAAUAAUGAUAAUAUAAAUAGCAAUAUAAAAAAGAUUAAAAGUAAUGAAUUUGAAAUUCAAAAAACAGAAGAAAAAUACAAAAAAACUUUGACAAAAAAUGACAAAGAAAACCAUAAUAGAAAUAUAAAUGAUAAAUUUGAUAUAAUAAAUAAAAACUCUAUAGAAAAACCUAAUUGGAUGGAAUUUAAGAAACAAAAAAAAGAACUUAAAGAAAAAUAUAAAGCAAAACGUCUCAAUGAUAUUUAUAAUAUAACAAUUACAGCAAAGCAAUUUAGUGAAAAGUUUCGUAGAUCUGAUUGUUCAAAAUUAGAACGUAAAAAGUUAAUUUUAAAAACACAUAAUAUAUUAAAAAAUAAUUAUAAUAGAAUAAUACUUACACAUGAUAUGUCUCGAAUUAUUCAGUGGAUACUUAAAUAUUGCGAUACAAAGAUUCGACAAGCUAUUUUUCAAGAAUUAAAACCAUCAAUUUCGUCUAUGAUUAAAUCAAAAUAUGCAAAAAAUUGUAUUAAAACAAUGUUAAAAUAUGGAUCUCAGCAGAUUAGACAUGAAAUUAUUUCUGUUUUUUAUGGUAAUGUAAUAAGAUUCAUGUGUCAUUCUGUAUCUGCAUCAUUAUUAGAACUCAUUUAUUCAACAUGGGCAACAGAAAUAGAAAAAAUAUAUUUUAAACAGGAAUUUUAUGGUGAUAUGUAUAAACAAGCUAAAGAUAAAGAAAUUAAAACAGUAUCUGAUACAUAUAAAAUUGCAGGAGAUAUGAAAACAGCAACAUUAUCUGCAGUAAAAGGAAAUUUAAUGAAAAUAUUAAAUAAGAAAUUUUUAAAUUCCACUUUAUUGCAUUGUGUUCUUUUAGAAUUCUUAAAUGAUUGUUCUAUUGAAGAUAGAACAGAAGUGAUAACUAUGUUAAAAAAUUCAAUAGUGGAAUUAUCUCAAACAAAAUUUGGUUCAAAAGUUGCUGCAAUAUGUAUAUGGCAUGGUACAAAUAAAGAUAGAAAAAUUAUUAUGAAAGCUUUAAAAGGGAAUAUAAAAACUAUUUCGAUGUCUGAACAUGGAUAUUUAAUACUAUUAGCAUUAUUUGAUUCAGUAGAUGAUACUGUUUUAAUCAAAAAAAUUAUAUUCUCAGAAAUACAAAAUGAUUUGAUAGAUAUAGCAUUAAAUGAUUACGGAAAGCAUGUAAUUUUAUAUUUAAUAGCUAGAAGAAAUUCCCAUUAUUUUGCUCCCAGUAUAGUAAAAUAUUUGGAGCAAGGAGAUAACAAUACAAUAAGUAAAAAACCAGCUAAUAUAAGAGAAAAAGAACUUUUAUAUUCAAUUUCUGAUUCACUUCUAGAAUCUGUAAUUACAAAUACCUCAAUUUGGAUGUCUAAUAGUUCUAUUGCAAUGGUAACAUUAGCAAUAUUGAAAAUAGGUAUUGGAGAAAAAUUAAAAAAAGCCUUUGAAGCUGUUGCUAUAUUUAUUUCAGACUCAAAAUCAAAAAUCAAAGAAGGAGAUGAAGAAUAUAAACCAAUUGAACAUACAGGUUUACAUAUGAUGCUAAAAAAACUUAUACAAAAUGAUAAAGAAUUACAAAAAAAAAAUGAAUGUACAUUUGGAGAAAUAUUAAUUAAUUAUUUAAAAACAAAUAUUGUAGAAAAAUGGAUAGAAUGCAAUAGAGGAUGUUUUUUAUUAAUAUUAUUACUAGAAAAUGAAACAAUAUCUGUUGUAAAUAUUCUACUUUUUAAAUUAAAACCAAUGAUAAAUAUUUUGAAAUCAAAACAAAAUCCAGGUGCUAAAAUUUUAUUAGAAAAAUUAAAAUAA